Molecule: messenger RNA, 6859 nt
Organism: Alligator mississippiensis (American alligator)
Lineage: Eukaryota; Metazoa; Chordata; Crocodylia; Alligatoridae
Gene: MAML1
Product: mastermind like transcriptional coactivator 1
Exons: 5
Coding region: 140-3274 (1044 amino acids)
Biological process (GO): positive regulation of transcription of Notch receptor target; Notch signaling pathway
Cellular component (GO): nuclear speck; nucleoplasm
Molecular function (GO): transcription coactivator activity
Source: RefSeq, a predicted model, not a curated record
AAAAACAAUUUCAAGAUGGCGGCGGCGCGGACAACAAUGGGGCGCUGGGGGGCCCGCGCCUGAGGCCGGCGGGGGAGGAGGCGGCGCGGCGGCCCGGCCAUGGCGGGCUCGGGGUGAGGAGCCGGCGGGCGCGCGGCCCAUGGUGCUGCCCCCCUGCCCCAUGGCGGAGUUCGUGGUGCCGCGGCACAGCGCCGUGAUGGAGCGGCUGCGCCGGCGCAUCGAGCUGUGCCGGCGGCACCACAGCGCCUGCGAGUCGCGCUACCAGGCCGUGUCCCCCGAGCGCCUGGAGCUGGAGCGCCAGCAGACCUUCGCCCUGCACCAGCGCUGCCUGCAAGCCAAGGCCAAGCGCGCCGGCAAGCACCGCCAGCCGCCGCCGCCGCCACCGCCGCCUCCCCCGGCCGCCGAGCGGCCCGGCGCCAACGGCCUGGACAGCGACGCGGCCAGCGGCGAGCAGCAGCACGGCCGCAGCACCACCUUGAUCGCGCAGCUCCAUGAGACUGUGAAAAGAAAACUUGAUAGCGCUGCCUCCCCUCAGAAUGGAGACCAGCAGAAUGGAUAUGGGGACAUGUUUUCUGUGUCCAAGAAAUUACGUCGUGAUGAUGGUCUUGGUGGGGUAAGUGGUUCCUCCAAUGGCAUGCCUCCUGUAUCCCCACUGCAUCAACUCGACAAGAAGUCUUCCAGUGGAGAUACUUUACAUCUCAAUGGAAAGAAUUCAAUGGGACUUGACGGCAUCAGCAAAAAGUGUCUUCCAGAUUCUAAUGUCCAGCUGAAUGGAAGUAGCGAUAAUGAUGACUCAUUUCCUUUGGGUUUGAACAAAGAGCUCAAGCAAGAGCCAGUGGAUGAUCUUCCUUGUAUGAUUGCUGGGGCUGGGAGUUCUAUAUCUCAGAACAACCUGAUGCCCGAUCUCAAUCUCAAUGAGCAAGAAUGGAAGGAACUUAUUGAUGAACUUAAUAGAUCAGUGCCCGAUGAAGACAUGAAGGAUCUAUUUAAUGAAGACUUUGAAGAGAAAAAAGAUGCAGAUUCUUCAAAUUCAGCUGCACAGACUCCACUGCCACAAGACAUUAACAUAAAGACUGAAUUUUCCCCAGCAGCCUUUGAGCAGGAACAGAUGGGAUCUCCACAAGUAAGAUCCACCUCUUCAGGUUCAGGAUUUAUUGGAGCCUCUUCUGUCCCUGUUAGUUCAGCUUCUCCAGCAGUAGGUGGCUCUCAGACUAUGUUCCAGCCUUCUAGUCAGACAAUGACUGAAAAUCCUAACCAAUCCAUGAUGCAGGCAUCAAACCAGUCUCAAAAUGUGCAGAGGUCUCUGCCCAAUGUAUUACUAUCUGGACAGGGCACAGGAAGUGCCAAAGACAUGUCUUCUUCUCACCAACUCCAGCAGAUAGCUGCCAAACAGAAGAGAGACCAGAUGUUGCAGAACCAACAGCAGGCAUCACAGGUCCACCAGACCAGUCAAAUUUCCAGCUGGCAGCAAUCUGGGCCUUCUCAUAGCCCACUGGGUGUCCCCUACACCAUGGAGAAUCCUUCCAGCCCUUCGGUUUACCAGCAGGACUUCAAUAACCAGAAACUUGUGAUGCCCAAUAUGGCAAAUAAGAAUUCUCCCAGAGCUGGUAGCAACUACCAUGUGAAUAUGAUGGGUCAUCAGCCAAACAGCCUGAACCAGAACCCCGUGAGCAGCCAAGGCUCCAUGCUAGACUAUGGCAACACAAAACCGCUUACACAUUAUAAAGCAGAGUGUGAACAAGGAGUUACGGUACCUGGUCAGAACAAGGCAGCUAUGCUGACCUAUAUGCAGCCACGCCCGCAGCCCCCACUGCCUCAUAUGGGUGAAGAACAAAAUGGCAUGUUCCUGAUGAAACAGAAGUCUGGAAAUAUUGCCUACAGACCUCUAGUACCGCACAGUCAGGAUCAAAACCCUUCUCCCAAUGUUCCUCGCGUCCCGGUUUCUGUCCCGGGUCCUGGUGUCGGUGCCCAGCCUCCCAAUGUUUCCAUCGCAGGUAACCAUAACAGUGCAGCUUAUCUCAAUAAUCAGCAGCAAGCAGCAGUAAUGAAGCAACACCAGAUGUUACUGGACCAGCAGAAACAAAGGGAGCAGCAAAAGCACUUGCUGAUGGAACAGCAGAAGCAGCAGUUCUUUCUGGGGCAAAGGCAGCAACAACUCCUAGCUGAGCAGGAGAAACAGCGGCAGCAGCAAGAGCAGCAGCUCCAGCGACACCUGACCCGACCACCCCCUCAGUACCAGGACCAGCCACAGAAUCCUUACCAGCCGCAGGUCGGACAGUUUACAGGAUCCUCUUCAGCCAUGGCCGGGGUAAGUAAUUUAGGACAGUCCAGUUCCAGCAGUCCACGGAUGUUUUCUCAGACCCAGAACAUGAUUCAGAUGGGACCUGGGCAUGGUUCUGUUCCUCCUCUCCAGUCGGGCUCCAGUCAGCAGGAUCGGGGUGUGACUCAGUACACAAACAUGCAAACCAUUCAGCGAGGGGGACUGUACAACAUGGCAUCUGGUAUGACGCAGAUGGUUCCUCAGCAUGCAAAUCAGAGUGCCAACGGACAGCCACAAAUGCAAAGACAGCCCAGCCUGGGCCAGGGCACUGCUGUGCCAGCUGGGUAUGGGCAGAACACCUUGGGGAAUUCGAGCAUUUCUCAGCAGCACAAUAAGGGGCCACUGAAUCCCACUUUAUCCAAGCCACAGAUGGCAAGAGUGCCAGCGGCAAUGGGGGCCCAGAACCCAUCUUGGCAACACCAAGGAAUACCCAACAUGAACAGCCAGACACAAGGAAAUGGGGGCUUAGGGGCAUUUACUGCCAGCUCCACUUUCCACUUGCAGCAAACUCACCUAAAGAUGGCCAGCCAGCAGUUUGCUCAAGGAAUGCCUCAGGUAAGCCUAAGCACCAGCCGACCCAUAGCCUCCAUGAACUCUGCUGUCGCUGGGCAGAUACUCUCAUCAUCCUUAGGCGCACAGCAGAGGACAAACCCACCUGCCCAGCAGCAGGUCCCCUCGCAACAAGUCUUGCCUGGCAUGAACCAGGCAGUUCCAGAUCUGACUGCUUUCAACCAGAAUCCAAAUCAGCAGCUGCCCAAUAGAGCCAAUCUGCACUGUACUCAAGGUUACCCCGUGAGAACCACCAGUCAGGAGCUGCCUUUCGCCUACAGCAGCCAGGCGGGCAAUAAUGGACUGCCAAGCUUAACUGGCGACACAGACCUGAUAGACUUGCUGAAAAACAGGACUUCAGAAGAAUGGAUGAAUGACUUGGACGAGUUGUUAAGAACUCACUGAAACAGGGUUUGGGGGUUUGUUUUCUACAUCUUAUUUUUUUAUUUUGUGAAAUCUAAACUACGGUUGGACCAAAAACCUGUGGCUUUGAGGAGACUUGUAGGCAUUAGAAGUAAAUAGUUGGGAAAGGGACUGAAGCUACUUCCCAUUUGGGCUUUGAGACAUGGUAAUGGCACACCGAGCAAGUCCGCUGCGGCGCUGUGCUUCCUCUUUGUGUCUGUGGGAGGUUGCACGUUUGAACAGGUCAAACAAAUUGGUCUGCAUCCCAGCCUGCCCUUCAGAAAUUUCACUUGCAGUGUUUGGAAACUGAGGUUUUUGAUUAUUUACAAACCCUACAAAAACCCCACAAUAGUGGGGAAAAACAAGCAAGUAAAAAUCAUGCCAAUAUUUCCUAGAAGGGCUUUUUCCUGGAGCUCAUACUUCACGUCACAGUCGUUCCCAGCUUGUCAUGCUGUUAGUUGCAAUACUGUCCCACCACGGUUCCCACUUUGUUUUUGCGGGAGGAGAGGACACGUGCCCCUGAGUGUGUUUGCAAGACGGUUUUAUUUUGAGUCAGGCCUCCCCCCGCUGCUGACGUGUGUGCCGCCAUUCUCAACAAGCAAGUGAUCUUUCUCAGUAAUGUUUGAAGCAAAUGCUUCUGGAUGCUGGUGAUAAAUGACAAAAAGUGUUAAAACCUGGCCAGCUGGCCUAGGCUGGUGACUUUCUUUAACGGAUCGUGGACUCCCAAGCUGCAGCUUGCACUCUUGUGGAGGGACGUGGUUCUUGGCUUUUACCUUAUUGUGGUUAAAGAGGGACUUUCUUAUGGGAGAACCUUUAUGAAUAUAUUAGAUGUAAACCCAUUUACUUUGCACAUGUUUUUUCAUAACUUAUUUCCAAAAUUAGUUGUGUUUAAAUGAGGACUUUGCUUUGUGAUAGCUCAUCUUGUUUUCCUUUUAGAUUUUAUAACACAGGAUUUGUGAGGUUAGUCUUCUCCAAGAGUAAACAGAGAUUCCAUAAGCACAAGAUUUUGUCACUUUAGGAUCAAGCGCGUGAAAGUAGCACUGGGCCGAGAAGUGGAAAGUUCUUACCUAAAAUGUAAAUAUCAGCAAUAAUAGAGCAGGGAGCAUGGAAAAAUACUGGCCUAGUCACUUGUCUCAAGGUUGUUCCAAUGUGAAGAUCUCCCCUUUAAGUAUUUCCCCCCCUGAUUUGUGAGAUUGAUAAUCUUUUUGCAGACAGGUAUAGAUACUUCUCUGAUCUCUCUUGAAGCAGGUGCUGGUUCUGCAGGAUAAGCCAGGACGACUCUCGCACUCGUGUUGGGGUCAGUUGCAUACAGGAUAAGAAAAGCAAUGAGAACAAUCAGUGUUCUAAAUCCUUACUCGCUACCAAAAAUUCCCCUAUCGAUCAACAAACCACCUUGCCUUAACCUUUAUUUUGAGAUGGAAAUAAAGUUAAAAGCUUUGUUUUAGAUGCACAAAUACCUCUUCCCUUCCCAAACCCCUUGGGGGUGGGAAAUGCGGGCCAACUUUUUCCAUUUUUGUAAAGCUCCUUCUAAUUUUUUAGCCAACCCCAGCAUGACGAAAAGAAUUUCCUUCAACACAGACUAGUGUCUUGAGGAGGAGCCUUUCUGCUCUGCAGAGGUGUUAUGGUUUGGAGCGGGGAGGUGAAGGCUAAAAUUUGAGAUUUUGGAAGGAGAGUAUUUUACUGUAUUUGCAGCUCCUUUAUCAGAUAAUUUGCACUUUUUAUAAAAUCUGCUUUUAACACUAAUACUUUUAACCCUUUCCCAAUACACGUGAAACAUGGUCUUGCCCUUCACGCUCUUCUAGAUUUUGCAUUGUAUCAUGUUAAACUGUUGGGGCUGGUCAGAGCUGUUCACUUUUGGUGAUACUGCACAUUGACCAGUGGAUCCCAUAGCUGAAUGGAAGGUGAAGUUCCUCUGAAGUGAACUUAAACCCUUGUCGAAAUAUUUAAAAAAUGAAAGAUGGAAUUGAUUCUUAAAUGACAAAUGAAAGCAUCAGCGACACUGGGGUUACUGGCACUGUUCUAAGAUUUUUUUAGGGGAAAAAUCGCUGACUUUUAAAAUGACUAAUCCUAACUUUUUUGGUAAAGAAAUAAAGCCAGUGAGCUUGGCUUAAUGAUACAGUAAGCAAACAAUUGGUCCAAGGCUCUUGAAACUUCAUCAGAAGAGUCUAGACUUUAGCAGUUUUCUUUUCUCUUUCUCUCUCACUGUCUCUCUCGGUCAGGAGAAGGGUGUUUGUGAUACUUGUUUGUGUGUGUUGUUGGGUUUUGGGGGGGGUGUUUCUUUUUCUUAAGUGUUAACUUAGCACCAGUGUGCCUUCAUUUCCUAUUGGGGGUACUUGGGACCUCAUACUCUUGAACAGUGACAUCCUGUAAUGUUGCUGAUCCUUUUCUCUACCCCUUAAAACAGCCAGGAAUAACAGCCUGUUAGAACUUAAUUGCUCCUUUUCCCCUGUUUAGCUUAUGUGACAAAAUCCACUGUAUUCAGGGGAUUUCACAUGCAGAGUUUAGGUCUAAAUACAUCAAAACAACAGUCCAUCCAUUUUGUAGCUCUGUAAUCUGAUGUAAAGGAGAUCAGCUCAGCAUGCUUGCUCUCUAAAGGAUAGUUCCUGUAGGUGUUCUGGAGAUUGCGGAUGUCCUUUUCCCUUCAUUGUUUCUGGAAGCUGAGAUGGAUAUUGGCCUGCUAAACAGGAGUGUGUUUCUCUGCAGAAGUCCUGAUUUGAUUUAGGACUUGGUCUGUAGUGGCCGUGGUACUGUUCAGUGCUCUUCAAACAUGGAUGGAGGCUGAUUGGUUUAUAAUAUCCUUCAGCCACUGUGCGUGAACAAGAUCCCAACAAUGUUAAAAUGAUUGCGAUCCAGCCUCGACUUUCAUUUUUCAGCACGGGUGUCAUUUGGUCCCUGUCUACACAGUCUGAUCAAACUGUUGACAACAUGGUGGCGGUGUUACCAUGUUUACAUACUGCUUAUUGGCCAUCGACAGUGAGGCCUAAAUGUGCGUAGGUGCACGAGUGAAGACAGGCUGGGCAUUGCCCUUGCGUGCUGUCACACACAGCUGUUAACACAUGCACUUGGGCUUUCCAUUUGCUGCAGCUUAAGAGCAAUAAGAUGUAGCUCCCCUGAGCCUUGCCUAGCCGGCUGCCCAUGGCUUUAUUUAUAAACUGAGGUUUUGGCUAGGCGAGAAGGGCGAAAAAGUCACUGUGUAACAUCCACUGCCUUCCAAAAACCACAAGUCAAUUGAAAAGGGUGCUCAAAUUUUUGUUAUACACAUUUCCUUUGUGUAAAUAAUGUUUACAGUUUUAUAUUAAAGAUUGAAUAAGAGUUAGAUCUUCUGACUGUAUAUUUUUUACUUUUUAUAGAUUUUAAAACUAUAAUUCUUUAUAUAUGUGUUUUUGGGGGUUAUGGUAACUUUUAUGCUUGUAAAUGGAGAACAGUUGAAAUUGAUGCUAACCUUUAUGAGUUUUUUGUCAUUGAAAUGUGUAAAGAGCCCAUUAAUCCCCUUAUUCUUUUACUACAAUUACUGGUGCACACCAAAAAGAAAUCCUUUACUUCUGUUUUAUCAUUAUAAAAAUAAAUAUUUUGCUAGUGUAUUAAACA